Messenger RNA from Ostreobium quekettii, 6162 nucleotides. Lineage: Eukaryota; Viridiplantae; Chlorophyta; Ulvophyceae; Bryopsidales; Ostreobiaceae. The record is from the annotation of a GenBank genome assembly.
AUGGGCAUGGUCAGCUUCAAAUUCUGCAAUGCUCUGCACCUUGCCGCAUACUAUGGCCACCUCAACGUUGUGGACCUGCUGCUGAGCACCAAGAGAUGCGACCCCCAGGGGACAAAUGAACAUGGCUGCACUCCUCUCCACUUUGCUGCGAACAAGGGCCACAAGCACAUUGUGGCAAGGCUCUUGAAAGUACAAGGAAUCAAAAUUGAUAUAUGUGAUGUUCAUGGUCGCACACCAUUGCACCAUGGAGCAGCUCAAGGGCACGCUGGUGUUGUUGAUGAGCUGUGGCCAAGGGGCUGCGAAAUUGAUGCUGCUGAUGCUAUGGGAUGGACUGCUCUUCACUAUGCAGCACAUGCCGGGCACACUGAUGUGGUGUCCAAGCUCGUGAUCGCGGGCUGCCCUGUCCAGAAAUUGGACAACUGUGGCUAUACUGCAGGCCAUUUGGCGGCCCAGGGAGGUUAUGCAGAUGUUCUUGAAAGACUCCUCCAUGCCGGCUACGAUCCAGACACUCUGGGAGGCAUGACUGUGCUGCACCAUUGUGGCGGUUCCACAGCUUUGCACAUGGCGGCUGCCCAUGGGCACACCAAGGUGGUCAGGCAGCUGUUGUGUGAAGGGAGCAGUCCUUCCAAGGAGGAUUUCCGUGGAUUCACUGCACUGCAGUGUGCAGCAGAAGGGGGUCAUUUGGAAGCAUUCCAGGCACUCCUCCAGGCUGGUUGCAACCCCAAGGCACACGAUUGUUGUGGCACAACGGUGCUGCAUUCUGCAGCAAGUGGAGGCAAUUGGGACAUCAUGCGCAAUUUGCUGGACCUUGGUUGUGACCACUCGCUUCAAACGAAGUACGGUCACACAGCACUUCACCAUGCUGCUCAGGGUGGAGCACAACUGGUUGCACGGAACCUCCUGGAUCUUGGGUGUGACAUUCAAGUCACUGACAGGGAGGGCAAUACCCCAUGGCAUGCUGCAGCAGAGGGGGGUAACGUGGAGGUGCUGCAGCUGUUCCUUGACAGGGGGUGCGAACUGGAAGCAAGGAACAAUGCAGGCUGCACAGCCCUUCACUGCGCAGCAAAGUCAGGGAGUGGUGGAGCUGUCAGGGCGCUCCUUGACAAGGGAACGGACAUACGGGCGGUGUCGAGCGAGUCUCAGACAGCCCUGCACUACUCUGCCGAGAUGGGCCACGAUGACAUCGUGCUGCUGCUUCUCGAGACUCUGGACAAGUGCACAGUGAACCAUCAGGACGCUUCUGGAUUGGCAGUUUUGCACCAUACCGCAGAGCAGGGGAACAAGAAAAUGGUGAAAGCCCUUGUGGAACGGGGGGCGGAUGUGAACUUGCAAACCAAGGAGGGCUGCACCCCGCUCCAUCUAGCAACACAUGGCCAAUACCAAGGCGUUGUGGAGAUCCUGCUGGAGAAUGACUGCGACACCUCGAUCAAGGACAGUGAGGGCUGCACUGCACUCCACUACGCAGCUCAACGUAGCAACCUGCCUCUGUUCAACCUCCUGCAUGCUGGUUGCAUGACUGGGGACAAGGACAACCAGGGUUUCUCUCUCCUCCACUAUGCUGUUGAAGGGGGCAACCCAGACAUCGUGGGCACACUGUUGUUCACAGGUGCAGCUUCAUAUGACAACAUGGACAGCUCCUCAGAGGUGGUGAAUGCCCUGCACCUGGCUUGCAAGCUGGGCCAUGCUGUGGUGGUGUCGUACCUCCUGAAAGCGGAUUACAGGGUUGACACAAAGGGGCCAGAUGGCUGCCAGCCCCUGCACUAUGCAGCUCAAGGCGCCCCAGGCCUGUGGGGUCAAAAAGAGGCCAGUCACCAUUUUCAUGUUGCAAACCUCCUUCUCGAUGCUGGUGCUGACCCACAUGCUGUGGAUGAUAAGGGUUGCAAUGCUCUGAUGUAUGCAGCAGGCAGCGGUGAGCUGGAGAUGGUCCUCAAGUUGUUGCUGCUAGGCGUGGACUGCACAAGACUGGACAUGAACCAAUGGACCUCCUUGCACUGGGCGGCCACAAGUGGCAAUGUAAAUGUUGUCUCCAAGCUGAUCCAGGCAGGAGUACCUGUUGACACAGUGGACAACAGAGGCAGGCUGCCGCUGCAUUGGUCAGCAGAGCAGGGCCACCUAGGGCCCGUGACAGCCAUCUUGAAGGUCAUGCUGGAUAAAAAGGUGGACGUACAUCAGACAGACAAUGAGGGGGCUACUGCAGUGCAGUUGGCAGCUCGCCAUGGGCAUGCGGAGGUGGUGGCCAAACUUCUGGAAUCUGGGAAGACAAAAGACGUCAAGGGUCUGACGGCGCUGCACCUGGCAGCACAGCUGCGGAUGGAGGACGUUGCACGGCUGUUGCUCGGCAUGGGGAAGUGCGAUGUUAAUGCUAGAGAUGCAGACAACUGUACACCUCUGCACUACUCUGCUGAGAAUGGGUGUUCUUCAAUUGCCGGCAUGCUGUUGGAUGCCAAUGCAGACGUGAAUGUAACUGGUGCUGAUGGCAUGAUGCCAAUCCACAAGGCAUCGUCUGAAGGCCACUAUGAUGUGGUGAAGUUACUGGUAGACAAAGGGGCUCUAGUCAACUUCUGCACGUCCACCGGAUCAACACCUCUGCACUACGCUGGUUCAGCUGGAAAAGGAGAUGUUCUGAAGCUGCUGGUUGAAUCUGGCUGCCCUGUUAAUGCGAUGAGCACAGGAAACCUGAGCUGCAGUGCACUGUACUGUGCAGCCAGCAGUGGCCAGCUGGAGGCUGUGGACCUGUUGUUGCAGCACGGUGCAGAGGUGGACGCCAUCUGCACCAAUGACUGCACCGCGCUGCACGUUGCUGCAAGCAAUGGUCAUGCACAGGUUGUAAAGAGGUUGCUGGAAGCGGGAGCAGAUCCAGAUCUGCAGGCCGCAAAUGGGGCUGCAGCAAUACACAACGCUGUCAACAACUUGCACCUGGAAGCCUUGGAAAUGUUGCUUACAGCUGACUGCGAUGUGGACAUUCAAAACUCUGGCGGAAAUACUGCCCUCCACAUCGCUGCCUCGAAAGGUAGCCAGGAGCUUGUACAAGAAAUACUCAAGGCAGGCUGCGAUGUCCAUAUCAAGAAUGCCAAAGGCUGGCAGGCUGUACAGUCAGCAGCCUCCUGUGGCUUCCUUGAAGUGGUGUUGCUCCUUGUGGCCCAUGGGGCUCAGUUUAAGCAGAAGGGCGAAAUGGAUGUCUCAAAGCUCCUGUGCCGGAAAUCCAAUCUCAAGGGAAGUUACGUCGAUGGCCGACUACGACUUGCAGAGAGGGAGAAGCACAGGAAGACGAAGCCCAUGGAGCAGGCAGCUGAUACCCCAACUGGGACUGAGCUGAAGGAGAGGCAGGCUCAAGCAGAUGCCGCAAUGGCGGAGCUCUUAGCUGAGGAACAAAAGCAGAGGGCAGCAGAGGAGCAGCUUGCUGCAAAACGAAAGGCCAAGAAGGACAAGAAGAAGAAGCGAAAGGAUACUGCCAAGGACAACAGAGCAAAGAACGACCAUACUGAUGGGAUGGGUGGUGGGGAUUCGAACGGGGCAGUUCCAGAAGAUGAGGACAAGAGUACAUUCAGCGCAUUGGAUGUGGAGACGAUUGGCAGUAUGGCGAAAUUGAGCCUUUCUGAUCCCCCUGACACGAUGUCUGUCGCUGCCAACGAGCGGGAGCCUGAGCAGGGUAAGGUGAAAGGGUGCCCUGGAAAGGAAAGUGGCGCAGCAAGUGUACAGUUGAAGGAGGGAGUGAAGGAGAGUGACAAGAGGUUACAUGAUAGGCUAGAAGAGGGGCAGAACCCUCAUCCCUCGGAGGGGUCGAAGAAGAAGGGAAAAGGGUUGGAAAAUGGAGAAACUGUGGGCCCAUCCUCAUCUCAGGGAACUGUGAAAAUAAUACGCUGCCACAGUACAGCCACACCAAUAAUCUCUGUGACCAAGAACAAAAAGGCAGCAGUGCACCCUGCUGGCUGUGCUGAGAGUCAAAAGAGGCAGACAAGAAGAGCCUCUUCAAUAGCUUCUUCUUUCCAGGAGCGGAGCCAAGAUCGGGGGAAGGAACCUGUAAAGAUCAAGGCGCAGAGAACGAGGCACAAGACUGGAGGGCCACAGCAGAAUGAUGGCCACCAGGGCACCUUGGCAGCCAAUGGGACAGUUGUGGUGGUACGCUGUCAAAAGUCAUCAACGGAUGCUGCCAGCACUCAGCCAGCAUGGGUGGCAGACUCUGCAAAGUCCGACCGGAUGCAGCAAUGCACACUCACAACUGGGGGCUGCCAUCCUUCUUCGAAGUCUCCACUGCGAGCAGGCCAGAUCUCUGGACAGCAGCGGCAGGGGACUCCUGUUGCCACUGGCACAACUGCAAGGGCCACACCCGCAGUCCUUGUGCACAACCUGAAGCCAAAAUCUGGUGUCUCAACUACCGGCAAGGAGGCUGGGCACCUGGAGGUGGCAAACCAGGCCAUUGGCAGUGAAUCCACACCCAGAGGAUCUUUGCCACCUCAACCUGCUGCUGCAGCAGUCCCUGAAUCUCCAUCGAUUCCCCAGGUCAAGAGUAGGGCAAACCCAUGGCAGCGCCCUGCAAAAUCUACAACUGAUUCAGCAGCACCAGCCUUGCAACUUCCAGUCAGCUGUGCUCCUGCGGCAAAGGCAGGUUUGCUGAGGCCCCAUGCAGCAAUGCAAAAGGCCCAAUAUGCAGAAGGUGCUGGUGCUGCUGUGAGGGCUUCCGCAUGCCCUCAGGCAGUGCAGGCCAACGAUCAAUCGUUGAUGCAUCCUGCCACUCAGACGAAUGCCCAGUUGGUGGCUCAGUCCCCAACUGUGUCAUCACAGCAGGCCAGGAGCUCUGUUCUACCGGUUGCAGACACAGCACCUACCAGCAGUGACGACCCCGCUGGAGGAAGGUCUGUGCAAGUGUGUCAGCCGCCAGCAGCAUGGUGUCACACAGGGGUAUCAUCGGAAAGCGGAUCAGCUCAGGGAGGAAGUAACUCACCAUCGCAAACAGUGCGUGCCUCUGGUAAUGAGUCUGCUGGUGCAAGAUCUGCAGAUGGCACUCAAAUUGGAGACAUGCAGGGAGCCCGGUCUUGGGGGUCACCAGGCAGCAUGCAGGGUGUUCGACCCAUCGUGUCAGCAGCACCGGCUGCCACUGCUUGGGUUUCGCCAACGAGGCAGCAGGGAAUGCCAAGACCACAGGAGCCUGGAGGAUCUCAGCCGGUGAGUCCAAGGAUUGGGCUUGGCAGGACAGGUGGCCACACGAUGGGCAAGAAUCAGGAUGGUGAAGCGGCACAGUCUCCAGAAGGCCCUAGGGUUGGCACCAGUCUAUCUGGUUCUUCAAUGAUCCCAGGGAGGUCUCUUUCGGUGUCACAGGAUGACUUUCCAUUCCCAGGGAGGAGGGAGGUCACGUGGGGCGUCAUCAAUACAAGCAGCCAACUCAGUGGAGGAUUGAUUGAACUGGCGGAUGACCACAAGACCACCGCAAUGGAGAACAUGCACUCGGGGCUGGGUGAGCCCAUUGUGCCGCCCCCAGUCCCUGGCCACCCUGAGUUUGCUAACCUCAGCAAGCACCAGAAGGCCUUUGGAGAGGAUCGGUAUGCUCAGGUGCAGGGCGUGCCAAAUUGGGGCAGUGGGCACCUGGUAGAGGGUGGCUAUGUUCCGGGGCCGAUGCAUGCGAUGUACCCAGGGGCAUGGGGCCAGGGAUGGGCACCUGGCCCCACAGGUCACAUGGAUGCCCACAAGGGUGUUCCAACACCUGGUGGCGGUGGUGCGCAGUAUGCUAAGACCCCUCACCCAGCUGUGCCCAAUGGAUUGCCAUGGCGAGUGAAUGCCCCACUGACUUCAGCGGCAGCUGACGGUGUGUUGCAGUCAGACAGCAGCACACGCGGCUCUGUUGUGAACAUUCCAGACGAUCCUUGGGACAUUGGAGACACAGAGAAGCCUGAGCCCAGGGUGUAUGGCCAGGGAUCACCUCGGUCAAUGCCUCCUGUGCAUAGCGUACCUGGCCGUAGUCAAUUCUCCUGCCCUCUCACCAACAAGUUGAUGGAAGAUCCAGUCGUGGCUGCGGAUGGCUUCACGUAUGAGCGUUCGUCGAUAGAGGAGUGGUUGGUGCAGAAUGGCAAGUCGCCCAUGACCAAGCAGCCUUUGCUGCACAAGGAGCUUGUGCCCAACCUCACAAUGAGGGCAGCUAUCAGACUGCUGGGCCCAGGCCAGAAAUGA